GAAAACGAGGUGAACAACGAGAUGGCCAAUCGCAUGUCGCUGUUCUACGCCGAGGCCACACCCAUGUUGAAGACCCUCAGCAACGCCACCACCAAGUUUGUGUCAGAGAAUAAGACGCUGCCCAUCGAGGACACCACAGACUGCCUGAGCACCAUGGCCUGUGUGUGUCGUGUCAUGCUGGAGACUCCGGAGUACCGUUGUCGCUUCACCAACACAGACACCAUGUUGUUCUGCAUGAGGGUGAUGGUGGGCGUCAUCAUCCUCUACGACCACGUCCACCCAGUCGGGGCCUUCGCCAAGACCUCCAAAAUCGACAUGAAGGGCUGCAUCAAGGUGCUGAAGGAGCAGCCGUCCAACAGUGUGGAAGGACUUCUCAACGCUCUGAGGUACACGACCCGGCAUCUAAACGACGACAGCACCUCCAAACAGAUCCGGGCGUUGCUGCAAUGAGCGAGGAUGCACUUGACAGGAGGAGGACAGAAUACUGCUGUUUGUUUACAAAAUACGUGAUAAUUGUACCAAGAGGAAAAAGAAUUCUAUUUAUUGUCAGCUGUCCACCAUUCUCUUGUCUCUUGUUUUGUAAAGUAAGAAAAUAGACGCCAGAAAAUAAAGAUAUAUAUAAAAACAACAACUAAAGAUGAAAAUAAGUAGACGAGUAAGAGGAGGCGUUUAAUAUUAGGCCAGAAUUGAAGCAAAGUCCUAGUCCGACACUAUUUUUAAACACACACACACACACACACACACACUCGCACGCACACACACACACACACACACACACAC
Molecule: messenger RNA, 780 nt
Organism: Entelurus aequoreus (snake pipefish)
Lineage: Eukaryota; Metazoa; Chordata; Actinopteri; Syngnathiformes; Syngnathidae
Product: CYFIP-related Rac1 interactor A-like
Exons: 5
Biological process (GO): regulation of actin filament polymerization
Molecular function (GO): small GTPase binding
Source: RefSeq, a predicted model, not a curated record